AUUCAGAGUCAAACAUGAAGAUACUGAGGAACAAACAGACUUGACGGUGCUGAAAGAGGAGAGUCAAGAACUGAGUGAAAUGGAAGAGAAAGAUCAAUAUAAGAAUCAACAUGAUUUCUUAACUGAAGAAAACUAUUUUAGUUGCUCACAGACUGAAAGACAGAAAGUAGUAGUUAUUUCAUCUGCCAACAGUGUGGAAAGUGUUUCCUUCAAAAACAUUUUUUUAAAAGGCACAUGAGAGUUCACACAGGAGAGAAGCCUUAUGCCUGCCAACAGUGUGGAAAGUUUUUCAGUCAAAAAGAAACUCUUAAAGCACACAUUAGAAUUCACAAUGGAGAGAAGCCUUACACAUGUCCUCAGUGUGGAAAGAGUUUCACUCAACGUGGAAACCUUGCGGUCCACAUGAGUCUUCACACUGGAGAGAAGCCUUACACCUGCCAACAGUGUGGAAGAAGUUUCAACCGGAAAGGAAACCUUAAUUGCCACAUGACAAUUCACACUGGAGAGAGUCUUUUCAACUGCCAACAGUGUGGAACAAGUUUCACUCAUAAAGAAAGCUUUAACAGACACAUGAGAAUUCACAAUGUAGUGCAGGCUUACACCUGCUCUCAGUGUGGAAAGAGUUUUGAUCAACACAAAAACCUUAAAGUCCAUAUGAGAACUCAUAGAGAGAAAACCUACACAUGUUCUGAGUGUGGAAAUAUAUUCGGUCAAAAACGGCAUUUUGAAGACCACAUGAGAAUUCACUCAGGAGAGCAACCCUACAUGUGUUCUCAGUGCGGAAAGAGUUUCAAUUACAAACAACACUUUGAAGACCACAUAAGAACUCACACUGGAAAGAAGCCUUUCACAUGCCAACAAUGUGGAAAAAGUUACAACCGAAAAGGAAGCCUUAACAGGCACAUGAGAACUCACAGUGAACCCACAUCCUACUGCCAUCUCAACACAGCGCUGCCAGUUCUACAGCUUUAUUCUGAUGAAGCAGCUGACCACUGUGUCCACCUUCAGCUGUCUCUGCUGUCCAUCACGACCCUCACUGCUGCAGUCAGACUGAAUCUGAUCAUGGAGGAGAAAGGGGCAUCGAGACUAUUGUCUGAGUGCACAGAGAGGACGAGGCCCCCCGUACCACACAAUCUUGAAGCAAGAGCAGGUGAACACAUGCGGGACGAUCUGGCUGCUGCUGAGUCUGCUCUAAACAAUCGCCUGUUCUCCAUGAGCACGACUACAUUUACACAGA
This is a messenger RNA of Sinocyclocheilus grahami, 1237 nucleotides long. RefSeq names its product gastrula zinc finger protein XlCGF8.2DB-like. Lineage: Eukaryota; Metazoa; Chordata; Actinopteri; Cypriniformes; Cyprinidae. The record is from RefSeq and is a predicted model, not a curated record. Gene Ontology annotation, biological process: regulation of transcription by RNA polymerase II. The annotation marks the transcript as partial. The transcript has 3 exons. Gene Ontology annotation, cellular component: nucleus. Gene Ontology annotation, molecular function: DNA-binding transcription factor activity, RNA polymerase II-specific.